UUAAAAGCCAGCAGAAAGGAGAGGCGGACGGCAUCAUAUAAGUUUAAGUCAGACCUGGCAAGGGCUCGGACCCAAAUUCAAACCGUUUCUCUCUGCCCUUUAACCAGACCAAAACUGGAGCGAUAGUUAGUCCGAUUAAAAUGGCAGCGAGAACGGAUGCUACUCUGCUAACGGUUGUCCAAUUGAAUUAUUCGAAAAGCGAUGGUAGCAAUGAGAAAAAGGGCAGCGAUGGUCUUCCAUUGCCAAUAGUACGGACUCCUAAGAACACUUCUUUGCCGCGCCUUUCUCUCACCAAGCCCUCUUGGGUGGUCCGAACUGAGCAGUCAAAUGUCCGGAAAGAAAUUAGGAAGAAGCCUGAUCCUCCAUGUGUGGUUUGUAAGGGAACUGGAAGAGUUGAUUGCCACCAUUGUUCUGGAAAGGGCAGGACAAAUUGUGUUAAUUUAGCAAUGCUUCCCAAAGGGGAAUGGCCAAAAUGGUGUGGGACUUGUGGUGGCAGCGGCCUUGGCUAUUGCUCCCGUUGCCUAGGCACAGGAGAGUAUAGAUAUAUAAUGGGCUUCCAUUUCAUGAAGACAGACCUCGAUGACAACAAGGGACCUCGAAGUGCAGUUGAUCAACUUCAUAGUGGAGAUCAAUUGAAUUCAAACCAGGCAGAUAAAAAUUCAGUGAAUACUUCUAUUGGAUACAAAACAACUUUUCAUUUUGCAACUAGAAUAUGAUUACUCUGAAAGACAGGCAGACAGCUACUGCUUCUGUUGAUUGUACCAAACGCUAACUGUUGUAACAUUGUAAACAUGUCAAGAAAGUUUUGCAUACUUGACACUUGUAACAUUGACAUAUCAUUUUUAUGGUACAGUUAUAAUGUUUUGGCUAUUUGAUCUGGAUAACAUUCUCCGAGUUAGAAUGCUAGGCAGUUGUUAUCAUGACAACUAAAUGUGGAUGAAUGUUUUCAUGCAGUGAGAUUCAACAAGCUCAGAAAUUCUUCAUGGAGUCUAAUGAGCCCAGUGAUACAAGAAAUAUAUGUAUCAAUGCUCUAACUUAAAGAACUUGCUUAUAUGGAAUAUUUUUAUAUGAUAUUAUUGUACCAUUUUCUCACCUCAUGUGCAUGUAUAUCAUUUUGCUUUUUGUUCUGAUGCUCUCUCUCUCUCUCUCUCUCUCUCUCUCUCUCUCUCUCUCUUUUUGAGUUUUAUUUCUGUGGACUUCUUAAACAAGAUAUUUAAUUAUUGUUGUCAUUUGUUUUGAGAUAUACCCUAUGGGUCAGUGAAGAAAUAUUAUCGGUCUGGUCUGUUUAUCUAUGGCAUGAUUCUGUGCUCAAUUUGAUGAUACGUGCAAUCUUCUUAAUUCCUCAGCUAGUUAGUGAGGAUUAAUGACAAUAACUUUGGUCUCACAUUUCUUUUUCACUAAUCUUUAGCCUUUAUGCUCAAACAGCCUGAAUUGUUAUAUGGACAGAAUUUUCAACAAGUUCUGCUCAAACAGCCUGAAUUGUUAUAUGGACAGAAUUUUCAACAAGUUCUCAGUGACAAAUAACAUACUUUUUGUUUUUCUGGACAGAUGGAUUCCAAUUUGCAGGGAAAGCUGUGUACACUGCAGUGUGGUUAGCUGCUGUGUCGCUUUUCAUGGAGUUGCUGGGUUUCUCUAACCAGAACUGGCUCACUGCUGGGGCUCUUGGGACAGUUUUGCUGAUCCUUGCUGGCUGUGAGGCACUACUGAGUUUUCAUUGUAAUAGAAUUUUCACAAUUUUCUUUUUCUGGAUCUUAUGUUAAUUUUCUUGCAAUAUAACACUGCUAUUGAUCAUUGUUUUAGAUAUUCACAAAUUUCCUUAGUCUCUAGUGCAAUGAUUCAUGCAACUCGGCCCUUUGUUGUGAAUGAGUGGAUUCAAACAAAGAUGGAAGGCUAUGAAUUUUCUGGUACUGUUGAGAUUUGUAUUCAAAAACAGAUCCCUCUGAAGUUUGGGAAGCUCCAAAUGGAAAGAAAUUUUAUGUAUAUGUGACAUGUGAUGGCUUCAAAUUUGUAGAUCCAUAAAAUCGUGUGUUCUAUAUUUCUAUGACUAUGAAAUGAUAUUUAAUGGAAUGAAAUCAAUUUGUUCUGGAAGGCUGAUAAAACGAUCAAGUAGGAGAUUUUUUUUCAUUGAAAUUGGUAGAAUGCUCAAAGAAAACCUUUUCUCAUAUGUAUGUCAUUCUUUUGUAUCAUCUGCAGCAUCUGGGUUUGUGGUCGCCAACAAUUGUAAGAGGUGAAGAUCAUUAAGCAGUUCAUAUUCCAAACCUCAAGUUCACAGUGAAUGAUGUGAGCAGUCAAAAAUCUCAAUAGCAUAUUAAAACCGACCUGGACAUUAGUCACUUGGACAUCCAUAAGACUAAUAAUAUCGUUGCUCAUAUGUCUAAAGUCUUGGCUAAGAAUCCUCAAGUUGAGCAGUGGAGGUUGCAUAGAAGAGUGUUUUUGGAUAAUAUCAAUCCUGAAAACCAGGCUCUUCUGGUUAGUGCUUCUUCUUACAACGGGAUAGUUCCUUAUCUCAUCUCUUACUCUAUUUGUGUCCCAUUGCAGAUAGUAAGAGGUUUAUUUUGCCAGUAUAUAUAAAACAUCCAUUACCCGAACUAAAUUUUAUUUCUAAAACACCUAAGUAAAGGAAAGUUGACGACUUGAUAAAUUUCAUUGUGUGUGCAUGUGAUUUUAGAACAAGGAAAAAACCAAGAUUAAGAGAAACAAGUUCUCUAAAACUCUUCUCAAUUCUCAAUAUUAAUCGUAAUAAUCAAAGCUAAGAAAAAUACCCAAAUUUCUUAGGUAUUUAUAGACAAACAAUCCUGCUACUAUUAUACCUAAGAAACCGUUGUCAAAUACUAAUUAGAAAUCCUGAACAAAGCAAACUAGAAAAAUAAUAAUAAACCUAAUAGAAUAAUAAAUCUAAUAAUAAUAGAAUUGCUAAAAAAACUCUUAAACUUUCUAAUUCUACAAUGACUAUAAUUUCUAAACUUCCAAUACUUUAUCAAUAGGCCUUUAUUACACUUUUGAAAAAUAUUGUGUACUUGUUAAAGGAAGUAUCUUUGAGGAAUAUUGGGAUCUUUCCAGUUUAAUAAAUUGUCAUAGUAAUUUUAAAUUUUCUUUUCGUUUUUUUACAAGUGUAGUAAUAUUGCCAUUUUUCAUACCAUAUUAUCUUGAUUUUACAAGAUAACAUUAAUCCAUUUCCAAAAAGAUGUGUCUAGUUUGGCUUUUUUUUUUUUUUUUCCCCAACUUAAAAAAGGAAAUUUGAAUGUGUUUGGUCAUCAAAAUUUUGAUGUUUAAAGGUUCUCUCUUCUAUUUGCAUUGGCACCCUGUGAUUUUGAAAAGUGCCAUUUUUCCUUUUUUCUUUUUUUUUAUGGUAUUAGGUUCUAUGUGUCUAAGAAAAGCUGACAUGCAACAUACUCAUGCAUCAAGAGAAUAUCUUCACAGGCCAAUUUCAAUCCGUUAAUUUCAUUUUUGCUUAGUUUUCAGAUGGGAAAAAAAAAACUCUACUCUCUCAUUUAAGCUCAACUUGAGCAGAUUCAAAUGGUUUAAAAUAGAUUCUAUUAGGAGGCAAUCUGGGAUACAUUGCACGCAUGCAAAAUAUUAACUUGGAUGAAACAUUCUAAUGGACGUAUUACAAGACAUUUGGCAAACAAAAACAGUAGAUGACAUGCAAACUUGCCCUUAAUUUCAAGGGGUUUUCUGCAAUUUCCCCUUUUUUACAAAAGAUUUUAGACAUUUGCAUUAAAGUAAUUUCUUGUACAAUGAUAUUUGUCUUGAGCUACCAGAGGAAUGCAGAGGUUGGAGUACUGGGAGCAUUUACUGAACAGAAUGUUAGAAUUAUAUCUUUUUCCCUUCUCAUUAGUGGCAUCUGUAACCCCUGUUGUGUGAGGAUACCACAUAAUUAUUGUUUUGUUCAUUUUUUUUUUUUCACAUGUGAAAUAUAAACAUCUAAAACAUAAAUAUAUUUAUUUCAUACAAUGCUUAGUUUUACAUCACUGCAUCCAUUUUGAAAGUAGCUGCAUGCCAUAAAUUCCCAAACUAAAUAAAUGACUUAUUCAAGGAAAAUAACAUCCCACUUUUAAAUAAAAAUUAUGGAAAUUUCUUUCAAAUAAAUACUAGGACACCUUCAAUUAUAACAAAAUCUUCUUAGCAAGUCAAACUCAGGUAUGUCUAUACCCAGUUUGUUUGCAUGCCCAUUAUCCUUCUUUUAUACGGCUGUGUGCUAAAAAGCUGACAAGAAAUUGUAUAUAAAUGUGUAUUACAUUUGUGGUGUUCGCAGAUUUUUUUUUUUUUUUAUCCUGUUUUGUGAAGACCUUACGUUAUGAAGAAUAUCUGUGUGUUAAGGUAAUAAUAUUAUUUAUAGCAUUGUCGUUUCUUUUUGCUAUGACCAUCUUUACUAUUAUGAAUUUAGUCCCCCUAGUAUGAUUUGACCGUGUAUAGAUGCAUCAUAAAAUAUCAGCAGUGCCCAGUGCAACGAGUCAAUCUUCAUGCUUUUUUUUCGGUCUCACCAGUCAAAUGUGAUGGUCUAUGAAAUUGCAGCAUAUAUAAGUUUCUCAUGUUUGAGGGUUUAUUUUAGGUUGAAUGCAUGAUGAAACGGGAAGCUGUACUGAUGGACCUUCUAAGAGUCAUCUGCCAUCACUGAGCUAGACUUGCCACGCCAAUUUGAACUGUUCUGAAUAUAUAUAGAAGCUGAUUUGAAAAAUGUUCCAUUUGCAGAUUCUAUCUAUAAACGCGGUGGAAUGGCAUCCAACCAUCCUUUGCUACUAAUUGAACCUUCUUACAGAAUCAAUGUUGAAGAUAAAGCAAAAUCUCAAGCUCAUUCUGGACGAGGAGUUGGAGACCAAGAAAAUAAGGCUGCAUCAAGGUCUACAUCUGACAUCAAAACGGGAGGUAGCCCAAGUCAGACCCCAAGGCCAAAGAAACACCUAAAUCUGAAACUAAGGUGUAUGCCAGAAUUGGUGACACCAAAUUCCAAUGCGAAGGACCACACACAUGCUGCAACAGCAUCAACCUCUGAUAUCAGGGUAGUUUAUAGAAUGCCAGUGAAAUCAUCACCUAAUUCUGUUCCCAAGAUGCCAAACUUUGCAGAAGCAUCAAAUUCUGAAUCCAAAGCAGCAGGCUCAGUUUCCAAUAACGUGUACAAAACAAAAAGAUGUCUGACAGCAAGCAGCCUGAGACUGAGUCCUGGGACUACAAGAGCCAGUUUGAUAAUCCUUCAGUUUCUUUAACAGAAGCUGGUACUGAGAAAGCAAGUGGAGUGCAGCCAUCUUCCCAAUUGAAACAGGGAGCUGAGAGAAUCAAUCACUCAGCCGUCAGUGUCAUGACCUGCAUUAGAGGAAAAUCUUCUUCUCGGUGUUGCUUUGCAGGGCUCAAAGAGAACCAUUCCCAUCCCAUUCAACUCCAGAAGAGGCAAUGGAAAUGGCUGCUGCGGGCAGAAAUGGAACUGUAUAUCUCCAACUGGUGAGAAGGAUGGGAAAGAUGAUCAAAGUCCAUCCCCGCCUAGUUCUACAUCCGCCGACCAGUGAAAAUUAUAUGAAUUGAUCUUUGCCGAUAUACUCACAUUCACACCUAGAGCGGCUCAUGUUAAUGGAUACUUAAAAGCCCAAAAUGGAGGGGAUGUUAGGCGCUUAUUAUGAUGUAUUUCACAGUACAAUAUUUCUGGGCAUUAUUGUAUUUUGAAUACCAGGGAUGCCGGCUAUACAUAGGUACCCUUAACAUGAUGUAUUGCUGACAAUUUUCUCAAAGUAGACUGUCGCGGCUGGAUUACAACGUGAA
Messenger RNA from Hevea brasiliensis (rubber tree), 5751 nucleotides. RefSeq lists its product as uncharacterized. The transcript has 5 exons. Bases 141 to 716 code for a protein of 191 amino acids. NCBI's taxonomy places the organism in Eukaryota, Viridiplantae, Streptophyta, Magnoliopsida, Malpighiales, Euphorbiaceae. The record is from RefSeq and is a predicted model, not a curated record.